AGUACUGUGGGGGAAAACGCGGAAGGCCGUGACGAAUUUCUUGUCACCUCUACUUUUUGAAAAUGUCAAAUUCGGUUAUUUGAAGACAUGGUUACGUAGUCGAAUGGCACGUUCUUUGUAUAGACAUAUCAUUACUGACUCGAAAGUAACACAACAGUGAGAGUGACUGGAGAAAUAAUUAGAUAUCCGUCAAUCAAUUUACACAAAAAUCGCGACCAUCCCCUAACGACUAUAUACACGAGGUUCCUCAAAUAACAUCGCCCAAUAACUUGAACAUAAUUGUUGAAAUAAUUCAUCGCUAUCAGCGGUAAAAGGUCCCUAAAUGUAUACUGAGGUAUGAUAACAGAGGAGCUAGGAUGCCCCCGUUGGUUUGCCUGGGCUCAUGUCGCAACCAGUUCUGAAUCAAACAGCGUCCGAAGAGACAACUUUAGCUGCACGGGGAUACAAAUUGAUAAAAAAACUUGGUGAAGGUUCAUAUGCUAAGGUAGACUAAUUACGUAACAGGACCUAAUGCCCACUAGCUAUCCCCUCGGAGAAUUUAUUUUUGGGAAUCGGGAUAACUUUCAUGGUGUAGUAGUGAAAUUUUUAUAACAGUAAUCAGGAUUGUUGACUAGGUGUACCUCGCGGAAUAUAAGCCUGAUAACGACCCUGACCGAGCAAACACAUUGGCCUGCAAAAUCAUAGACACUGCAAAGGCUCCUAAAGAUUUUGUCAAAAAGUUCCUUCCUCGGGAAUUGGAUAUUUUGGUGAAGUUGAAUCACCCGCACGUCGUUCACGUCCAUAGCAUAUUUCAAAGACGAUCAAAGUACUUUAUAUUCAUGCGAUUUGCUGAAAAUGGAGAUCUUUUAGAUUUUAUACUGAAAAACGGAGCUGUUGCAGAAAGUCAGGCCCGUGUUUGGCUGAGACAACUAGCUCUCGGUCUCCAAUAUUUGCAUGAAAUGGAAAUAGCGCAUCGUGACAUGAAGUGUGAAAACGUAUUGAUCACUUCAAAUUACAACGUAAAAUUAGCCGAUUUCGGCUUCGCACGCUACGUAGUUGAUAAUCGAGGAAAACGCGUAUUGAGUGAUACUUAUUGCGGUUCAUUAUCAUACGCGGCUCCAGAGAUAUUGCGUGGAUCUCCUUACAACCCGAAGAUAGCGGACAUUUGGUCAUUAGGCGUGAUACUUUACAUAUUGCUGAACAAAGCUAUGCCCUUCGAUGACACCAACAUCAAGAGAUUAUAUGAACAACAGACAAACAGGAGGUGGAAAUUUCGCGCCAAAGUAAUCGACAUCCUGAGCGACCACGUUAAAAGGGUGGUUACCAAUUUGCUUGAGCCUGACCUCAGCAAGAGAUGGAAAAUGGACCAGAUUUUACACAGCGAUUGGAUACUCAUGGACCCACGGUUGAUGGUCCUCACACCCGCCGAACAAAGUGCGCUUAAUUCAGCUAUUGAAGAAAGAAAAAGGAACGAGGACAAAGUUAACAGAAGCAACAAAUCGGCCAAAUCAGAGAACAGGGGCAAACCGGAAGUGGAGGAAGAUCGAGGGCGCGGAGCGGAGGAAGUUACUAUCAUCAAAGAUGCCAUCAAGGAUCACAGAGAACGUUUGUCCGAUGUACCUAAACCCUGAUGGAAGUCAUACUGAAUUGAUGCAAAUUAGUGGAUUAUCUGAAUUUACAACAAAACUGACGAAUGAUAGUUUAAUCAUUCGUAUCGAAAUGUAAUCGAAAUUACAUGCAGCUAUGUGUUUCAGAAUUAUAUUUUAUUUUUUUACAAUAAAGUUGACGGUAAGCCCGAAA
Athalia rosae (coleseed sawfly) is the source of this 1779-nucleotide messenger RNA. Its product is annotated as testis-specific serine/threonine-protein kinase 1. The coding region runs from base 819 to 1610 and encodes 263 amino acids. Gene Ontology annotation, cellular component: cytoplasm. The record is from RefSeq and is a predicted model, not a curated record. Gene Ontology annotation, biological process: protein phosphorylation; microtubule cytoskeleton organization; intracellular signal transduction. Lineage: Eukaryota; Metazoa; Arthropoda; Insecta; Hymenoptera; Athaliidae. Gene Ontology annotation, molecular function: ATP binding; protein serine/threonine kinase activity; protein binding. The transcript has 4 exons.